Messenger RNA from Centruroides sculpturatus (bark scorpion), 1690 nucleotides. RefSeq lists its product as uncharacterized. The transcript has a single exon. Gene Ontology annotation, cellular component: nucleus. The record is from RefSeq and is a predicted model, not a curated record. The coding region runs from base 194 to 1075 and encodes 293 amino acids. Gene Ontology annotation, biological process: regulation of transcription by RNA polymerase II. NCBI's taxonomy places the organism in Eukaryota, Metazoa, Arthropoda, Arachnida, Scorpiones, Buthidae.
AAAUGCACCUACAAGAGCAGGUAAUCUAAAAAGACAUUUGCAACGUCUACAUCCUAAAAUUCUACAAGAAGUAAAUGAAAAAGAUAACAGUAGAAACACUUCAUCUAUUUUAAAAUUAGAAAAUAUCCAAAAAUUAAGUUCAGUACAAACACAAGUAUGCAAAUUCUUUGCUUCGGAUAAAGUUACAGUAACAAUGACGGGUGCAAAAUUUAAAAAUCUGAUAAUUGAAAUGGUGGUGCAAGAUAGUGUGCCUUUAAUCUUUUUUUCACGGCCAGCCUUUUUAGGCUUAAACGGUGAAAUGGCGAGAAAACUUGGAGUUUCACUAGAUAGAGAAAACAUCAGAAGGCUUAUAAUUGAAGAGGCUGUUUUGAAAAAAGAUGAACUCCGGAAAAAACUGAAGGAUCGCUUGAUAUUUAUUAAAAUGGAUGCAUGCACUCGUCAUCGAGUGAAUUAUUUUGCAAUUAAUGUUCGAUUUAUUGAUGAGAAUAAUACAAUUGUUACGAAGACAUUAGCAGUAAAAGAUACUAUGGCUCAUCACACAGGAGAGUAUCUGCAGAAGUUGGUUCAAGAGGUAUUAGAAGAUUUUAAAAUUAAAAAGGAGAAUAUUUUGUGUAUUGUAACAGAUAAUGCUUCGAAUAUGUUAAAAAUAACUGAGAAAAUGAAUCAAGAUAAUGAGAUUCCAUUAGAAGACAUUCAUGAAAUAUUCUCCAUUGACACACAAAUCGAGCCUAUAAUAGAAAAAGAGGAAUAUUUAGAUGAUAUUGUGGAGGAAGCGUCCAAUAUGUUUCAAAUCCAGCAUAUGCGAUGUGCUGUUCACACGUUGCAAUUAGCAAUAAGAGAUGGAUUAAAAGACUCUCAGGUAGCUAAAAUCAUUACAAAAUUAAGACAAGUAGCUACUGUAGCUAGAACCCCUAAAAUAGAUGCUAUUCUGAGAAGGCGUGCUAGAAAAGGAAUUAUUUUAGAUCAACCCACUCAUUGGGGAAGCACUUAUUUAAUGGUUAAACGGUUGCUCGAAUUGAAAACCUUCCUUGAAGACCUUGACAAUCCAAGUGUUUUAUUAACUGAAAACCAAUGAAAACAAACAGAAAAAUUAGAGUGUCUUGUCCUACCCUUAUACUGUUACCCUAAAAUUACAAGCUGAAGAUUUCACACCUGGAAAUUUUUUCUUACAGUGGAAAACUUUGAUGCAUCAGCUUGACAAAACUGGAGGAAUUGUUGCUAAUGUGAUUUUAUCUUCAAUGAGAAAAAGAGAUUCAGUUGUUAGACAAUAAAAAUCUUGUUAGCCGCUAUUUACGUUGAUCCAAUGAAUCGAAUUUUACUAAAUGACAAUCAAAUUGCCUCGGAUAAAGAAAAGCUUCAUGAAAUUGCUAUUCGCUUGAAAAAAGGUUGGGAACCACUGGUUUAGAACAUUUCAAAGCGAAGCGAAGACGUUUAACAAAUCAAGAAACUAACCCGACAGAAAUUGAAAAAAUAAAAUUUGAACAAAAUUUUUUAAAUGGGCUAAUUGAAAUAGAAAAGUAUGACCGUUUUUCAAAAUUGAAUGUAGAAGAAGCUUAUUUCAAUUUAUCCAGAAAUUAUUUGCAAUGCAGCUAGAUCUGUCACAGCAAUGCUCCCAACACAAGUCAGUGUGGAAAGAUUAUUUUCAGCUUUGAAAAUAAUUAAAGCUGAUUUAAGGGCAUCUAUGAAGGAA